Naegleria gruberi is the source of this 1455-nucleotide messenger RNA. RefSeq lists its product as uncharacterized. Gene Ontology annotation, molecular function: protein phosphatase regulator activity; calcium ion binding. Gene Ontology annotation, cellular component: protein phosphatase type 2A complex. Gene Ontology annotation, biological process: protein dephosphorylation. Bases 168 to 1409 code for a protein of 413 amino acids. Lineage: Eukaryota; Heterolobosea; Eutetramitea; Acrasida; Naegleriidae. The record is from RefSeq and is a predicted model, not a curated record. The transcript has a single exon.
AUCUUGAUGUGGAAAUUGCACAUCACCCUUCUAUUAACAGUAUCAGAAAAAAGUUGAACUUUUCAGAUGACUUGGAAGAUAAUACUCAAAUCAAAACAGGAAUUUUACAAAGAAAACUUCAAGAGCUUCAAAACGUAGCAAUUAACUAUGAAAGCCAAAAGAAGAAGAUGAAAAUGAGUGUAGAUGAUGCUUCAUUCUCAAAAAUUCCAAGGUUUUACUUUCCUAACGAAAAGAUUACAACCACCUCCAAAAUUAAGGAGGAUUUCAUCAAGAUUAAGCAAUUCUUCCUAGGAUAUCCAACCGGUGUUACUUUGGAGCAAUUUGGAAAAUUGAUAACCGAUAUUUGUGACUUUCCAUCAUUUUUUAGAUUUCAUUUAUUUUCUAGAAUAGAUGAAUUUGGGAUGGGAGUUGUAACAUGUGAAAUGUUUGAAGAUUAUUGGAAACAAAAUAUGCAAUUUGAUAACGAGAGCUAUAGAUAUUUUAAUGUAAUCAAACAGAAAAAUAAUGACUUUAUUGUUCCAUCUGAUUUCAAGUUACUUUUGAGAGAAAUAUUGGCCAAUCAUCCUGGAUUAAGAUUUUUAGAACAAGCUCCUCAAUUUCAAGAGAAAUAUGCAGAGACAGUGAUUAUUAGAAUUUUCUAUGGACUUUCCAAAUCUUCAUCGAUUGGGAAAAUAUAUCUGAGAGAGUUCAAAAAUAGUAAUCUUGUAGAAACCUUUAAAUUAUUAGACAAGGAGCAAGAUACCAAUAAUGAGAUUAAUUACUUUGCAUACGAGCAUUUUUAUGUUCUUUUCUGCAAGUUCUGGGAAUUGGAUACAGACAGAGAUGGUAUGCUCUCUAAAGAUGACUUAUUAAUUUAUGGAGAUAGCUGUUUAACAGAGUUUAUUAUUGAUAGAAUUAUGAGUGGAUUUGGUAAAAAGCUAACUGGUAAAAACCCAAACAUGAUGUCAUACGAAGAUUUUGUGUGGUUUUGCCUCUCUGAAGAAGAUAAAACUACACCAGUUGCUCAAGAAUACUGGUUUAGAUGUGUAGAUAUUGAUGGAGAUGGAGUAUUGAGCCUCUACGAGUUGGAGCAAGUAUUUUCAGAACAAAAAGAACGUAUCAAACAAUAUGAUCCAGAAAUUUCUUUCAGCGACAUCCAUUGCCAAAUAAUAGAUAUGUUAAAACCAAAGAAUAGAGAUGUGAUUACAUUAGCUGACAUUAAGAAAUCAAAAAUGUCACCAAUAUUCUUCAAUAUUUUGUUCAAUCUUACAAAAUUCUUUGUAUUUGAACAAAGAGGAACUUUUGGCACCAACAAUGUUUGGGCCAUCUAUGCUAAAGAAGAAUAUCAAAGAUUAAUAAGUGAAGACGAAGAAGACCAACAAGAAAUGGUUGAUGAAGAGUUGGAAGCCGAAGAUGUUGUUAUCAACUAGCAGCAUUAUCACAAAAAUAAACUUCUAUCAAAUUCAUUUCAGUCAU